AUGAUUCAAAGAGGCAUUGAUCCUAACCAAGUCACUUACAAUUCUUUGAUUGAUGGUUAUUGUUUGCAAAACCAAAUGGAUGGGGCAGUUAAGACAUUUAAUAUGAUGGUUGAGAAGGGUUGUUCACCCGAUGUGAUUAGCUAUAACAUAUUGAUCAAUGGAUAUUGCAAAAGUAAAAAAAUUGAUGAGGCAAUGUGUAUCUUUCAUGAAAUGUCCAACAAGGGAGUGAUUCCUAAUGUUGUGACUUACAACACUCUUAUCGAUGGGUUUUUCAAAGUGGAGAGACCCCAGGCUGCACAGGAGCUAUUCCAUAAGAUGCAAGCUUAUGGCCAACAUCCAGAUCCCCAAACCUAUAACAUCUUGUUAGAUGGAUUUUGUAAGAAUAGACGAAUUGUUGAGGCAAUGGCAUUGUUUCAAGAGAUGGAAGAAAAAAAGUUAGACCACAAUAUUAUGUUUUACAACAUCUUGAUUGAUGGUUUCUGCAAUGUUGGGGAACUUACAACUGCAAGAGAAAUCUUUAGCGGUCUUUUUGCAAAAGGGUUGCAACCUAAUGUUCGGACUUACAUUAUAAUGAUCAAUGGAUUUUGCAAGAAUGAACUAAUUGAUGAGGCGGGUGAGUUGCUUGAGGAAAUGGAUAGCAACGGUUGUUCACCUAACCAUCACACAUACAACAUAUUAAUCCAAGGGUUAUUGCAACAUGGUGACAUAGCAAAGGCAAUGAAAUAUCUCAAAAUGAUGGUUGACAAGGGAUUUUCAGCAAACACAACAAUUGCUGCCAUGUUUAUUGACUUGCUGUUGUCUAAUCAAGUAGAUGAAAAUAUUCGAGAGCUGCUUCCAAAGUCUGGGUGA
Molecule: messenger RNA, 849 nt
Organism: Quercus lobata
Lineage: Eukaryota; Viridiplantae; Streptophyta; Magnoliopsida; Fagales; Fagaceae
Product: putative pentatricopeptide repeat-containing protein At1g12700, mitochondrial
Exons: 1
Coding region: 1-849 (282 amino acids)
Molecular function (GO): mRNA binding; protein binding
Source: RefSeq, a predicted model, not a curated record